UUAUUUUUAUUUUAUUUUUUAUUUAUCCACUUUGAGGGAAAAACGAUUUUUAUAGAUGGGACGACAGCAUUAUUCUUCAGCCAGUGAAUCUCAUUAUAAAACUCAAUAUAAAAGACAUGCAAAAGAAAAAGAACAAUUAAUAAAUCAUAAAAUGGAAAUUAUUUCCUCAAGUAGUCAUACUUCAUCAGAAGGGCAAGGAAAAGAAUACACAUAUCUUGAGCAACAUAAAGUAGAUCAAACAUGUAUUGAAAUCAACAAUGACUUGAUUAGAAGCACAGAGGGUACUCAUAAAACCAAAAGUACCAGCGGAACCUUUUAACGAAAAAAAAAAAUAACAUGAUCCAAUUAUAGGUCUUGUAUAUACAGAUACGAAAGAGGAAAUAGCAUUAGGAUAUCCUAGUCAAGUUAUUACAGCCCAUUCACAUACUAGCAAACAAGCUAGACCUCUAUUUAUGAAUGAAAAGGAAGAAGAAGUUGAACGAAUAAUGCAAGCAGAUUGGACAAAUGAUUCCGAUGAUGACAAUGUUAGUAUAUCCAAACAAAGUAAUAGCAAUAAUAAUGAGACAGCUAAAGACGAUAUGAAUACUGCAGAAAUUAACCAGGACAAAAACAAAUCAACCAAAGCCACAGAUUCAAGUUUACCAGAACCGUGGGUAAUGCAAAUAACUGAGAAUGGACAGAAAUAUUAUUAUGAUAAAUAUACACGAAAAAGUGUCUGGGAACUACCAGAUUCUGUAAAAAAAGAGAUGCAAAAACAAAAGAGCAAUUAUGUAGAAAACAGCAAUAAAGAAAUGAAAGGGAAUACAGAUAAAAGGACUAGAGAUGACAAAGAGUAUGAUCAUGAAUCAGUAAAAAAGAUCAAACGUGAAACCAGUGUAGUUAAAGAUCAAGCUUAUAAAAUUGCAAUCAAAAAUGAACACAAAACCAGGACACGUUAUUCUACUGAUAGCAGCAAAGAAAAAAAGAAGAUAACCGGUAAUUCUACACUAUCUAGACCUUCUUCUUCACGUAGAUUAGAGCCAUACUCUCGUCCAUCAGAGUUUGAUCGACCAGGACUACGGUCACGACGAUCUUCACCUUUACCUCCUCCAAGCUAUUAUCACCCAUAUCCUUACGAGUACAGACCCUUGUCACCACCUAUUUCGAGUCAUCACCCCCUUUCUUCUGGCCGAUAUUACCAUUCGAAUCGAUAUGAUGAUACUAGACCUCCUAGAUAUUAUCAUGACCGACGUUUUUAUUCACCCUCACCUCCACCAGGAUGGUAUUCAAGAGACAGUAGAUAUGAAUAUAACAAUAGAAGGAAUUAUGAACCCUAUUACAGAGACUAUCGAUCAUAGUUAUAAUCUCUUUGUUAACAAUCUCUUUCGACUUACUGUGUCGUCAUUAUAAUAUAAACAAUUAAAGAUAUGUCUUUUCUUCUUUUAUUUGUAUAAAGACUGCACAAUUAAAAUUAUAAAUUAUUCAUUUAGGAAGAAUUGACAUAAUAACGAGGAAUAAAAAUUAUUAAAAACCAGCAAGCGAUCAAAAGCAAU
This is a messenger RNA of Cokeromyces recurvatus, 1532 nucleotides long. RefSeq lists its product as uncharacterized. The record is from RefSeq and is a predicted model, not a curated record. The transcript has 3 exons. The coding region runs from base 453 to 1337 and encodes 294 amino acids. NCBI's taxonomy places the organism in Eukaryota, Fungi, Mucoromycota, Mucoromycetes, Mucorales, Mucoraceae. Gene Ontology annotation, molecular function: protein binding.